Messenger RNA from Drosophila kikkawai, 2303 nucleotides. RefSeq names its product RAD50 interactor 1 (gene Rint1). Gene Ontology annotation, biological process: retrograde vesicle-mediated transport, Golgi to endoplasmic reticulum; regulation of ER to Golgi vesicle-mediated transport; endoplasmic reticulum to Golgi vesicle-mediated transport. Lineage: Eukaryota; Metazoa; Arthropoda; Insecta; Diptera; Drosophilidae. Gene Ontology annotation, cellular component: Dsl1/NZR complex. The record is from RefSeq and is a predicted model, not a curated record.
UCCGCUUUGGUCACACUGAUCCCAUUUAUUUAUUUUUUUAUACGUGGAUCGUGGCCCAAUUUAGUUUUAAAUUUAAAUGUUGUUUUAGCCUUAAAAUGCAUGCAAAGCUUAGCGAAAUGGAGUCGCGCAUCGUGGCGCGACUGAAUGCGGAGAUCGGCAAGGAUGCCAGCCAGCUGCACCGGGCCAAACACGUAGCCAGCCACUACAGGGAGCGGCUCCAAGCCUUGUACCAAACGCUUGACUAUGAGGAUGCCCAGAAUGUUUCCUGCUACAAAUCUGCCUUCCAGUGCCAGCAACAGGUCUGCGAAAGCCUCGAUUUUGAGAUGGAGAAACUGGCGCAGUUCGGUGAGAAGCUGAAAACGAAGCUAAGGGAGUGUCAACCCGCACUGGACGGCGUGGCAGAGGACUUGGGACGGGUCCGGCAGCUACAGCGUCUGACGCAGUACCUGCGGCUGGUUCAAGAUAUCCAGGAAAUCAGCGCUGCCUUGGGCAACGCCAUCAAUGGGAAGGACGAAGCCAAGUUGGUGAAUAUCUACCUAACGCUCUACGAGGGCAACGACUGCGAGCACAGCGUAGUAGGUCGCCUUCAUGCCGUGCAGGCACCUUCACUGAAAUCCUUCGCCGAACGCACUGCCAUCUACUGGCACAAACAGCUCCUCAAGCGCCUGUCCAGCGAAUUCGAGGCCGUGCUGAAGACUAUGCGCUGGGCGCACCUUGAACAGCAGGCCCUCAACUACUCGCCAACCCGAGACACUGCCAAGGCCCAACUCCUGGCCGAAUACAUGUUCCUCGUCAAAUCACCAGCGGAAGAGCAUGCGCCUCUCCUAAGCAUCACUCCCAGCAUCGUGUGUCAGCCCAUCAACCAGGUGGUGCAGCUCCUGCUGGCCCCUUACCGCCAGCGCUUCACAUUUCACUUUACGGGCACCCGGCAAACGAAUCGGUUGGACAAGCCCGAGUGGUUCUACACACAGAUCCUCAACUGGGGCAAGGAGACGCAUUUCUUUGUGGGCAAGACAUUCCAGCCAUCGGCCAUGAAGGCAGGCAAGCUGGACUAUAAUCUCAGGCUAGAGUUUAUGCGAGGACUGGUACAGUUAACCAUUGAAAAGCUGGCCGUGGACAUUGAACAGAUUGCCCAGGACGAGAUCCUCUUCGCCCAUCUGCUUGACGAGACGCUGGCCUUUGAGUCUGAGCUGCGGGAAACCUUCGGCUAUCCGGCUAGCUUCCCCAGCGCCAUUUCUGUUAUCACACAGCCCAUGUACUUGCUCCGCUGGAUUUCCCUAGAAGAGCGAUUCUGCGCGGAAAAAAUGGAUUACAUACUGCAGGCGGAGACGCCGUUCCAGCUAAUUGACCCCAACACUUUCGAGGACGAUCUGAAGAUACCGCGUUGUGCGGAUCAGUUUAUGCGGCUGCUGGACGCUAUAAAAGAUCGCUACUAUGGGCUGAUACAGCCUGGUCACCAGCUGCAGUUUCUGCAGUUGCAACUGGAGCUGAUUGAUAGCUUCCGAAGACGUUUAGUGCAGCUCCACAGCAUCGGAGCUGUGCGCAGCAUUCCCGUGCUGAACGCCAUCAACUACCUGGUGAUGGUGUUGCGCGAGUGGGGCGAGAACGUGCACUAUCUGCACUUGCAAUCGGCAUUGGCCGGUCCCAAUGCCUCCCAGAUCAACUCGGUGUUUGAGCAUGCCGUUGCCGAGCUGGAGCACUGGGCCAGUCAGCUUACGAAAGAUCUGGCCACAAAGGCAACCAACGAGAUGAAGGCCAAGUCGAUGAGCUAUCGAAGGGAUGCAUGGCCAACCAUGCCGGAGCAGAACAGCAGAGAGCCGUUCAUCCUCUCCCCCAGCGGCGGGGAAAUGUUUCAGGUGCUGGUCACCCUGCUGCACAAUUUGGAGAGCGAACUCUCCGCCAAUCUGUUCAACCAAACGCUCCGCUUGAUAGCCCAUCAAAUCGAUGACUUCAUGCUUGAUAGCAUGGUCAUGAACACGAAGUUUGCGCCUGCGGGCGCAGCGCAAUUCAAUUAUGACAUGACGCGCAACUUAUUCGCGCUGUUCGGCCAGUAUACACGUCGCCCGGAGCUGCUCUUUAAGCGAAUACACGAUGCCACCAAGCUAUUGACGGCGGCCCGGGGUACGGCUUUGUUGCUGCUUGAAACGCUACGCAGUGGCCAGUCGGCGGAGGAGAAAACGAAGCCUCUAAAGGAACUGAAGGUGCUUAGUCUGGACAGCAGGCAGUGCAUUGAGGUCUUGGAGCGGCGGACAGACAUUAAAAUGUUUUAAAAGAAUGGAGUAAACUAAAGAAUGAACGUUUAA